This is a messenger RNA of Synchiropus splendidus (mandarinfish), 845 nucleotides long. RefSeq lists its product as uncharacterized. The coding region runs from base 141 to 758 and encodes 205 amino acids. The record is from RefSeq and is a predicted model, not a curated record. NCBI's taxonomy places the organism in Eukaryota, Metazoa, Chordata, Actinopteri, Syngnathiformes, Callionymidae. The transcript is spliced from 5 exons.
CGAGAACACAUUUGUGCUGUUUAGGGAGGGGAAAAGGGUCACAUUAAGGCCAGAAGACCUGAGUACAGAGAAAAUAGGUGUCAUUUUCCAGGAAUGUCUUCAUUGCUGAUGUCGUCAAUGGAAAGCUGGAGAGCAGCAAGAUGGUGACAGUCCGCUUCACAGAGUUUGAGGCCUGUGUUGCAACAAUCACUGACAAGGUGAAAGAAGCCCUCGGAGAACAGGAGCCUGUCAUUUUGACUGAUAGUCAGGGGAAUAAAAUAAUUGAUUCGGAAGGAACAAGAGGAUCAGUAUACUGGAAGCAAAAUUCCAGGAAAGUAUUUGCAGUACCUGAAGCUCAUCUGCUCCAGGUUAAUAAGAGGAGGCGGCUGAGUCGCAGAGAAGAUACUGGCCUUCAAGAGGUUGUAGCCGACAUUGAAGAUGUUGUGGAGGCAGCCCAAGGAUUAAAGGAAGUGUCACAGAUUAUCAAAGAUCUCAGUGGAUUUGGUCAUUCCACGAUGACGACAACCUUGUCUCUGUCAGAAGCCGAAGCAGCCUCUUUAAGAGAAAUCUGUAGCUGUCUCGUCUGUAAAGGUCUUUUAAAACGACCAAUGUUCUCCACCUGCUGUAGAAGCCUGAUUGGGUGUAAGGUGUGUGUAACAGAGUGGUGCAAAACCAGCACUUCCUGCCCCAAAUGUCGUGAAGACGAUUUAGAGGACAACAUCCAUGAAGUGGCUGGACUUGGUGAGGCCCUGGCACCACUGGAAAAGUUGCUCCUGUAGUAAAUAUAGUUUUUAUGUAUAAUUUAGCACUGUGUUUUGGAAAACCAGAUAGUUCAUGUUAAGCACUUUACUGUGGCAGUCAGCCCU